Messenger RNA from Punctularia strigosozonata HHB-11173 SS5, 1909 nucleotides. Its product is annotated as DEAD-domain-containing protein. The transcript is spliced from 7 exons. Gene Ontology annotation, cellular component: nucleolus. NCBI's taxonomy places the organism in Eukaryota, Fungi, Basidiomycota, Agaricomycetes, Corticiales, Punctulariaceae. Bases 72 to 1802 code for a protein of 576 amino acids. Gene Ontology annotation, molecular function: nucleic acid binding; ATP binding; RNA helicase activity. Gene Ontology annotation, biological process: maturation of LSU-rRNA from tricistronic rRNA transcript (SSU-rRNA, 5.8S rRNA, LSU-rRNA). The record is from RefSeq and is a predicted model, not a curated record.
UCUGCCUCUUGCAUUCUAUCUCUGUACCGUAUCUGUGGCCCGGUAGGUUUACCGCGGACCUCCCAAACAAUAUGUCGGGCGAUACUCCGGCACCCGCACCUCAGCCAAUUGCAUCUACCUCCUCAGAUCCGUCUUCAUCCCGCAAACCGUUCUCUGAGCUCGACUUGUCCGAAAACACACAAAAUGCUCUCAAGGAGAUGGGGUUCACGCAUAUGACUCCUAUCCAGGAAAAGUCUAUCCCACCGUUACUCACGGGAAAGGAUGUACUUGGUGCUGCGAGGACGGGCAGUGGGAAGACGUUGGCCUUCUUGAUCCCGGCAAUUGAGCUGCUGCAUAGGAUGAAGUUCAAGCCUCGUAACGGCACAGGCGUUAUCAUCGUGUCCCCUACUCGAGAAUUGGCUCUGCAAAUCUUCGGCGUCGCGAAGGAGCUCAUGGCGCACCAUCCGCAGACGUUCGGCAUCGUUAUGGGAGGUGCAAACCGCAAAGCGGAGGUGGACAAGUUGCAGAAAGGUGUUAAUCUGCUGGUAGCUACUCCUGGACGAUUAUGGGAUCAUCUUGAGAACACGAAAGGAUUCGUCUUUAGAAAUCUUAAGUGUCUUGUGAUUGACGAGGCAGAUCGGAUAUUGGAGGUUGGUUUCGAGGAGGAGAUGAAGAAGAUCAUCAACAUGAUCCCGAAUGAGAACCGGCAGUCAAUGCUAUUCUCUGCAACGCAGACCACGAAAGUUCAGGAUUUGGCACGAAUAUCGCUACGGCCUGGUCCGCUCCUCAUAGACGUGGAUCACCAAGAGGCGACGUCGACCGUCUCGACGCUCUCACAGGGUUACGUUGUUUGCCCUUCGGAUCGACGGUUCCUCCUCCUCUUCACGUUCCUCAAGAAGAACCUGAAGAAGAAAGUCAUCGUCUUCUUCUCAAGCUGUAACAGCGUGAAGUACCAUGCCGAGUUACUCAACUAUAUCGACGUCCCCGUGCUUGACUUGCAUGGAAAGCAAAAGCAACAAAAGCGUACCAACACAUUCUUCGAGUUCAUGAACGCGCCGGCUGGCAUCUUACUUUGCACGGACGUUGCCGCGCGUGGUCUCGAUAUCCCGAAGGUCGACUGGAUCGUGCAGUAUGAUCCUCCUGACGACCCUCGCGACUAUAUCCACCGAGUGGGUCGGACGGCUCGUGCGGGGAAGGUCGGGAAAAGUUUGCUAUUCCUGCUGCCUAGCGAGCUAGGGUUUUUGCGGUAUUUGAAGGAGGCGAAGGUCCCGCUGAACGAGUUCACUUUCCCCAAGGAGAGAAUUGCGAACGUUCAGAACCAGCUUGAGAAACUCCUGACGAAGAAUUAUUUUCUCCACCAAUCCGCGAAGGACGGUUACCGCUCUUAUCUUCAGGCAUAUGCUUCUUAUUCGUUAAAGAAGAUAUUUGACGUCAACCAACUGGACUUGGUCAAAGUCGGGAAAUCUUUCGGCUUCGCCGUGCCGCCACGAGUUAAUCUCAACAUUGCCGGCUCCGGGACACCUGGUACCGGGCAGAGUAAGGGUAACAACAAGAGGAAACGGGACACGGGUGCCGGCUCGGAUGAAGAAGUGGAAGGCGAAUGGUUGGAUAUGAAUGCGGGAAGGCACGGGGAGGGCAACGAGGAGGCGGACGGCGACGAAGCGAUUAACUCGGAGGAGGUGUCGAGGAAAGAGAGGAGAGGUCCGGAUUUUAGGCAAAAGCAGAGGAGGAUCGAAGCGCUCGGGAAGAAGAGGGUGGACAAGGAAUUUUACAAAAAGCAGCAUGCGAAGAAAGGCGGUGGAGGUGCGCAGUGGACUCGAUGAUAAUUGCUGUUCCGUCCACCGCCUUGACUUCACGUUUCAUGCCGCUGCGUCUUACCAUGCUCGUACCUGCUGUUUUUCUCGGGAUUGUGUGCUGUUAUGUCAAGGCC